GCCGUUGUUCAUUCCUUCUCCGGCACAGCGAAAAACGAUGGAGGGCAAAACUACUUUCAUGGACUCAACGGAGUUGAAGGUGAGGGAGUUGUUGAAGGAGGUCCAAGUGGACUACUCACCAGAGUUCUCCAAGAUCGUGGAUGACACCGUCUCAGCCAUUAAAGCAUCCAUCGAUAAAAUCCCCAAUGACUUUAAGGUAACUGCUGAUAUAGCAUCAAACUUUGUUAGGGACAUUGGUGCUGAUAAAGUAGAGUUCAAGUUUAAGAAGCCAGCGUUUAUUAAGAUUGGGGGAAGCUACUCUAUACAGAGCCUUGCGAGGCCUGAAGUAAAUGUAGAUCUUAUUAUCAGGUUACCAAAGGAGUGCUUCCAUGAGAAGGAUUAUUUGAAUUAUAGAUACCAUGCCAAGAGGUGCCUUUAUCUAUGCUUGAUGAAAAAGUACUUGGAGUCCUCUCCAUCUAUUGGCAGGGUUGAAUGGUCUACCUUACAGAAUGAAGCCCGAAAACCCUUGCUGAUUGUGUAUCCAGCUGCAAAGCUUGUUGAAGUUCCCGGUGUUUUUGUAAGAAUUAUUCCUUCAGCUAUGUCUCUAUUUAGCAUAUCAAAGUUGAGCCUGAAGCGUAACAACAUUCAUAAUUUGAAUCAUGGGACUGCUCUGCUGGCUACGCCAAAGUACAAUUCUAGUAUUCUGGAAGACAUGUUUAUAGAGGAUACAGAAUUCAUCAAUAAAUUUUUUCUGGGUUGGAAGGAACUAAGAGAGGCUUUAAUCCUGCUUAAGGUUUGGGCUCGACAGAGAUGUUCGAUAUACGUCCAUGAUUGCCUGAAUGGGUUUUUGAUUUCCGUCAUACUGGCAUAUCUUGCUUCUAAGCAACAAGUUAACAAUUCAAUGAAGGCAAUUGAAAUAAUUCGGGUUACCUUGAACUUCAUUGCCACUUCAGAGUCAUGGAGCCGAGGGCUUUACUUUCCAAAAGAAGGCAAGAGCAAUAUUACAAAAGAGGAAAGGAUGCAACUUAAAGAGUCAUUUCCAGUUGUCAUAUGCAAUCCAUCUGGAGGAUUCAAUUUGGCUUUCCGAAUGUCUAGGAUUGGUAUUACUCAGCUUCAAGAUGAGGCUGCUUUGACACUUAAGUGCCUGGAAAAGUGUAGAGAUGGUGGAUUUGAGGAAGUAUUUAUGACUAAGAUUGACUAUGCUGUUAAAUAUGACUAUUGUAUGAGAGUAAAUUUGAAGGGAAAGAAAGAGGUAUAUGCAUCGGGAUUUUGUUUGGACAACGAGUGCUGGAGAUCGUAUGAGGAAAAAAUACAUGGUAUUUUAGCUAAAGGGUUGGAUGACAGAGCAAAAUUGAUUCAAGUUGCAUGGAGAAACACACAAUGCCCGUGGAGCGUGGAUGAUGGCUUAUCGGUACUGGAUAAAGAGCCCUUGUUCGUUGGAAUUUCAGUGAGUACUUUGGAGAAAGCAUUUAGGAUAGUUGAUAUUGGUCCAAAUGCUGAAAGUAAAGAAGAGGCUCUUGAAUUUCGAAAGUUUUGGGGAGAAAAAGCAGAGCUUAGAAGAUUUAAAGAUGGUAGAAUCGCAGAAAGCACAGUGUGGGAAAGUGAGCAAUGGGCAAGGCAUCUUGUUUUAAAAAGAAUAGCUGAGCAUGUUCUAAGUCAGCAUCUUUCUCUAUCAAAGGAAAAUAUUGUAGUUGUUGUGGAUCAACUUGAUUUCUCUUUGAUUCAUGGUGCUGGAGAUCCUGUAUCGUUCUCUGGAAGUUUGCUGGGGGCAUUUGAUGUUUUAUCAAAGCGCUUGCGUCUUAUUGAAGACCUCCCUCUGAAGGUGUCUAGUGUACAGCCUUUAGACUCUGCCUUCAGGUUAACGUCAGUCUUCCCUCCUGAGCCUCAUCUUCUUGCUAAUGAAAAAAUUGAAUCUCUCAGACUGAAUAAGUUAGUUCCAUCAUGCAUCCAACCACUGGAAGUUAUGAUUCAGCUGGAAGGUUCUGGGAACUGGCCAAUGGAUGAAGUUGCUAUUGAAAAAACAAAAUCGAGUUUCCUCAUUCAAAUUGGAGAGAGUCUUCAAAAGAUGUGGGGGAUGACGUGUACAGCUACUGAGGAUGAUGUGGAUGUGUUAAUGUCUGGAUAUGCAUUUCGUCUUAAAAUUUUACAUGAGAGGGGCCUUAAUUUGCUCAGCAUGGAAAUUGGAAAUGACCAAGCAAAGCGGGUUCCUUCUGCUGACAAAAAACUUUUUAUUCAUAGUCAGCAUGCUAACAUGAUCAAUGGCUUACAAAGUCGUUACCCAAUAUAUGGAGCAGUAGUUAGACUUGCAAAACGUUGGGCUGCUUCACAUCUAUUUUCAGCUUGCUUGGUAGAGGAGGCUGUUGAACUAUUGGUUGCAUAUCUCUUUCUUAAUCCUUUGCCAUAUGAUGCUCCUUGCUCGCGGAUCACUGGGUUUUUAAGGUUCCUGAGGUUACUCUCAAACUAUGAUUGGACUUUCUCUCCUCUUGUUGUUGACAUAAAUAAUGACUUGAGCCAAAGUGAUGAAAAAGAAAUAAAUGAUAACUUUUUGCUAAGAAGAAAAGGUCAGGGAGAGAAUGGACAAAGUGUAGGGCCAAUGAUGUUCUUAGUUACAGUUUAUGAUAAAGCUUCUGAGACUUGGACUGGAUUAUCACCUAAUGCGCUGGAACUUAAAAGGUUAGUUGCUUAUGCCCGAAGCAGUGCAAAUUUGCUGACGAAGCUCACAUUUCAGGAUGAGAUUGAUUCAUAUAGAUGGGAGUGCCUUUUUCGAACUCCUUUAACAAAUUAUGAUGCAAUAAUUCUUCUCCAUAAGGACAAACUCCCGUAUCCCCAUAGACUUCUCUUCACAUCAGAAGUUGAUCACGGUACACAUGUUGCUAGAGGACAUGCUAGCAAGUGUUUCCAACCCUUUCUGUUGCCUAGAGAUUUGAAGGGAAAAUCAGAGGAACUUAAAAAUAAGUUGCUGGUAGACUUUGAUCCUUCAAGGUUCUUUAUCAGAGAUUUAGAGGCAAAGUUCUCCGCCACAUUCAAGGUAUGGCAUGAUUCUCUGGGAGGUGAUGUUAUUGGCCUAACGUGGGGGGAGUCAUUUUCUUCCAAGAAGCGGAAGCAAGAGGAAGUCGUUGAGGAAGGAAACCCUUGCAAGGUGUUAAAAGCAGUAGGUGAAGUUGGGAAAGGGUUUGUAAGGAGUAUAUACUUUCUCAAGCCCCCAAGGGCCACGAAUUAACGUUUUGGUUAUCAAUAUGUAUAAUGAGAGAAUUUUGUCCCAGUCAGUAGCUAAUUUGAUCAAUUAGAAAAUUAACUUUAAUUAGCGUGGAGGAAACAGUUGAAUGUAGGAUGGAUGCGGUAGAGCACAAUAUAUUCUUCUCUCUUCCCACCUCCACAGCUCGGCAGCCCAAAAAGGAUGAAGAAAAAAGAGUUUCUGAUUCUUAUUGGUAAAGAAACUGAUGUAAUAUAACAUAAUAUAUGUAUAAUAUUUUUUAAUUGAAUGCCUUGACUCCCUUGAUGCGUACAAGGCGACAGAGAUUUCUGCCUGGG
Messenger RNA from Gastrolobium bilobum, 3510 nucleotides. RefSeq lists its product as uncharacterized. NCBI's taxonomy places the organism in Eukaryota, Viridiplantae, Streptophyta, Magnoliopsida, Fabales, Fabaceae. Gene Ontology annotation, cellular component: CURI complex; small-subunit processome; UTP-C complex. The coding region runs from base 38 to 3199 and encodes 1053 amino acids. The transcript has 26 exons. The record is from RefSeq and is a predicted model, not a curated record. Gene Ontology annotation, biological process: tRNA export from nucleus; rRNA processing.